Drosophila grimshawi is the source of this 883-nucleotide messenger RNA. Its product is annotated as zinc finger protein 22. Bases 24 to 830 code for a protein of 268 amino acids. Gene Ontology annotation, biological process: regulation of transcription by RNA polymerase II. Gene Ontology annotation, molecular function: zinc ion binding; RNA polymerase II cis-regulatory region sequence-specific DNA binding; DNA-binding transcription factor activity, RNA polymerase II-specific. NCBI's taxonomy places the organism in Eukaryota, Metazoa, Arthropoda, Insecta, Diptera, Drosophilidae. The record is from RefSeq and is a predicted model, not a curated record. The transcript has a single exon. Gene Ontology annotation, cellular component: nucleus.
GUAAAAAAAAUUGUGUAUUUAAAAUGGAAAAAUUGUGCCGCACUUGCGCCCAACCAUCAAAUACUCUAAGCGAUAUAUUUGCACCAAUGAUGAUCACAAUGAGGGAAGAGCAACAAUUUUCCUGCAUGGCGGACUUGGUCAACGAACUCCUUGGCUUCGACAUGGUAAAAAACAUUAGUGAUGCACAGCCCCAAUAUAUAUGUCACUUUUGCAUUAAUGCUACAAAAGCUGCUGUCGACUUCAAGCGCAAUGUUGCAAAAUGCAACCAAAAUUAUAUCCAGCUAAUGCAAGUGAAGGAAGAGCCGGAGGAGAAGAGGGUAAUAAGAGGAAGGCAUAAAGUGGCGGAAUUCAUUAAGGGAGAACAAGAACUUAAUGCCAUUUGCGCUAUGAUCGAAAUCGAGCACCUGGAAGGAUACUCGCCGAACAAGUCACAAGUUGAAUCAAUGCCCCAUAAGUACAAGACUCGGCUAAGUGCAAGCUCCAACAAAACCAAUCAGAAAUCCAACAUUAUACGGCAAACAAAAAGCAACAGCAGCCGCAGCAGCAGCAGCAAUAACAAAUGUCCUUACUGCAAUUUUACGCUGAGCACCCCUGGCAACCUGAAGAGUCACAUUCGCCGGCACACCGGAGAACGUCCCUUCAAGUGUGACUACUGCCCGAAAUCGUUUCUACAGAAGAUAAACUUGAUUGUGCACACGCGUGUACACACUGGCGAGCGUCCCUACCAAUGCGCCUCUUGCCCGAGGUCCUUUGCCCAGGUUGCUGGUCUUCUUUAUCACGGUCGCAAAUUUCCAGAACAUCAGCUGAACAAGAAACCAAAGAUUAUUUAGAACAAUUACAUAUUAAAAUAAAAGAUAAUAAAUUUAGAAUAUAAUACUUAAGA